ACUAGAACUAUGGAGCGUGACCAGCUACAGAAGGAGAUAGAAAGGCUGAAUUGUAAUAUCAAAGGGUCCUGUCCUGAAGGAUGGAGAAGGUUUGGCUGCAGCUGUUACUACCUCUCUACUGAGAAGAAAUCCUGGACUGAGAGUAGACAGGACUGUCUGGAGAGAGGAGCAGACCUGGUGAUCAUUAACAGUGAAGAGGAACAGGCAUUCAUCAAUGGGUUUGAAGCAGUCACUUUUGCCUGGAUUGGUCUGACUGACUCUGUUACUGAGGGGACCUGGAAAUGGGUGGACGGCACCCCGUUCUAA
Molecule: messenger RNA, 306 nt
Organism: Coregonus clupeaformis (lake whitefish)
Lineage: Eukaryota; Metazoa; Chordata; Actinopteri; Salmoniformes; Salmonidae
Product: C-type lectin domain family 6 member A-like
Exons: 4
Coding region: 10-306 (98 amino acids)
Source: RefSeq, a predicted model, not a curated record